UCAUCUCUCACCCAACGCCACUCCACAAAGAAGAAAACACAACUUUAAAAAUCAAUCAGCAUUCAACAUCCACAACACGAACACAAUGUCCGACCCGGAAAUCCAACCCGAACAACACUCCGCUCCGUCACAAACCGACCCGAUAACCACCAAACCCGAAACCAUCUCCUUCAGCAUAUGGCCUCCCACGCAGCGAACCCGCGACGCUGUCAUCAACCGCUUGAUUGAGACACUCUCCAACACCUCCAUCCUCUCCAAGCGCUACGGCACUCUCUCCUCCGACGAAGCCUCCGCCGCCGCUCGUCAGAUCGAGGACGAGGCUUUCUCCGCCGCUGGUGUCUCCUCGUCCUCCUCCGCCGACGGCAUUGAGAUCCUCCAGGUCUACUCGAAGGAGAUCAGCAAACGCAUGCUCGACACCUUCAAGGCCAGAGCUCCCCCGGCCUCCGACGUUGCUCCACCCUCAGCCGCCGCCGUUUCCGACUCUUGAUCGUUCACACAUUAAUACUGUG
This is a messenger RNA of Abrus precatorius (Indian licorice), 509 nucleotides long. Its product is annotated as MFP1 attachment factor 1-like. Gene Ontology annotation, biological process: mitotic cell cycle; lateral root development. The record is from RefSeq and is a predicted model, not a curated record. Lineage: Eukaryota; Viridiplantae; Streptophyta; Magnoliopsida; Fabales; Fabaceae. Bases 86 to 487 code for a protein of 133 amino acids. The transcript has a single exon.